This is a messenger RNA of Meloidogyne enterolobii, 641 nucleotides long. The record is from the annotation of a GenBank genome assembly. NCBI's taxonomy places the organism in Eukaryota, Metazoa, Nematoda, Chromadorea, Rhabditida, Meloidogynidae.
CCUCUAAAAAAACUUUGAAGGCACCGUCAGAUGAAAUGCGUAAACAAUUAAAUGUAGCCGUUUAUAUUUAUGAAAUCUCAAAUCGUUUUAAAUGGUUAGAACAAGUAAAAAAUGAAUGGCCGAUAAUAUAUGAAGCAAUGUUUUUAUUAAAAGGAGAAAAUAAGCAAAAUAAAGCUUUGAACAAAUUAAUAGAAAAAUUAAAUAAAUUUAAAGAAAGUGUUCUUUCCUUAAAUUUAAUAGAAAAUUUAAAUGAAUUUGAGAUUAAUCUACACAAAUUACUAAAAGAAUUAAUUUAUGUUGUAGAAGGUAUUUGGGAUGGAAGGCAUAAUUACCAUGUUGAUUUGGAAGAAAUUAAAAUUGUUAGAAAACAAUUAAAUUAUAAAAUGAUUAUGAAAAUAUUUUAUGAGAAAAAUGAAGGCAUUGAAGAAGAUAGGAACAAUUCUGGUGGGAACGGAAACAGUAAAAUUGUUCAGUUAAUUUUUGGAGCUGAAACAUAUGCAGAAAUAUUUAAUUAUAAUACAGAAUUUGAAGCAUUUUCUGUGGAUUGGAAUAAAUUUAAAGAACAGCGAUUUAUUGGUUUAUUAUUUUUAAAAAAUAUUAAGUUAAUAUAUUAUAAUAUUUUUUUGUGCUGUGGGAUCUAA